Ochotona curzoniae (black-lipped pika) is the source of this 1447-nucleotide messenger RNA. It is a transcript of the gene CXADR, whose product is annotated as CXADR Ig-like cell adhesion molecule. NCBI's taxonomy places the organism in Eukaryota, Metazoa, Chordata, Mammalia, Lagomorpha, Ochotonidae. Gene Ontology annotation, cellular component: basolateral plasma membrane; intercalated disc; bicellular tight junction. Gene Ontology annotation, molecular function: cell adhesion molecule binding. Bases 79 to 1137 code for a protein of 352 amino acids. Gene Ontology annotation, biological process: homotypic cell-cell adhesion. The record is from RefSeq and is a predicted model, not a curated record. The transcript is spliced from 8 exons.
GAGCGCUCGAGGCGCGGAGGGAGCGGGGUCGGGAGCGCGAGCCUACCUGCAGCCGCCGCCCACGGACGGGCAGCCACCAUGGCGCUUGUGCUGCUCGUGGCACUCCUGUGCGGAGUGGCGGAUUUCACCAGAAGCUUGAGUAUCAUUAAUCCUGAACAGAUGAUCGAAAAAGCCAAAGGAGAAACUGCUUAUCUGCCAUGCAAGUUUACCCUUAGUCCCGAAGACCAGGGACCGCUGGACAUUGAAUGGCUGCUGUCACCAGCUGACAAUCAGAAGCCAGAUCAAGUGAUUAUUUUAUAUUCUGGAGACAAAGUUUAUGUAGACUACUAUCAAGAUCUGAAAGGACGAGUACAUUUUAUUAGUAAUGAUAUCACGUCUGGUGAUGCAUCAAUAAAUGUAACAAAUUUACAGUUAUCAGAUGUCGGCAUUUAUCAGUGCAAAGUGAAAAAAGCUCCUGGUGUUUCAAGUAAGAAGGUUCAACUAACAGUUCUUGUUAAGCCUACAGGUACAAGAUGCUCCAUUGACGGGUCAGAAGAAAUUGGAAAUGACUUUAAAUUAAAAUGCGAACCAAAAGAAGGUUCACUUCCAUUACAAUAUGAAUGGCAAAAACUGUCUGACUCACAGAAAAUGCCCGACUCAUGGUUACCAGAAAUGACUUCACCGGUUAUAUCUGUAAAAAAUGCCACUACUGAGUUGUCCGGGACAUACAGUUGUACAGUCAGAAACCGGGUGGGUUCUGAUCAGUGCCUGCUGCGCCUAGAUGUUGUUCCUCCUUCCAAUAGAGCUGGGACAAUUGCAGGAGCGAUCAUAGGAACUUUGCUUGCUCUGGUGCUCAUUGGUUGUAUCGUCUUUUGCUGUCACAAAAAGCGCAGAGAAGAAAAAUAUGAAAAGGAAGUCCAUCAUGAUAUCAGGGAAGAUGUACCACCUCCCAAGAGUCGUACCUCCACUGCUAGAAGCUACAUUGGCAGCAAUCAUUCAUCCCUGGGAUCCAUGUCUCCUUCUAACAUGGAAGGAUAUUCCAAGACUCAGUAUAACCAGGUCCCAAGUGAAGACUUUGAACGUGCUCCUCAGAGCCCAACUCUCCCACCUGCCAAGUUCAUGCCCACUUACAAGACUGAUGAGAUUACAGUGGUGUAAAAAUGAAGGACUACUGAAGAAUCUGAAGUACUGUACUAUUUUAGAGUGCCAGUAAGACUUGAAACUUUUUUUUUGCACAAUGAACAAAUCAGAGAUUGCAAAUGGCUUUAUGUAAUGGUAUCAGGCAUAUGUCAGAUAUCAUAAAAAAUUAAUACAAGCCAAGUUUUCAGAAGAGUCCCAUGUACAUUGACUUUGGUAGCUGGAAGAUGUUUUAUUUUAUUUUAAUUAUAUGUAUAACCAGCUAACAUGAGCAGAUUUUACUUUUGAUAUGUAGCUUUUGGAGAUGGCAAGGUUAAUAAAAAGUUUAUUU